Molecule: messenger RNA, 2210 nt
Organism: Sesamum indicum (sesame)
Lineage: Eukaryota; Viridiplantae; Streptophyta; Magnoliopsida; Lamiales; Pedaliaceae
Molecular function (GO): zinc ion binding
Source: RefSeq, a predicted model, not a curated record
CAAGAAAUACAUAUCAGCUUUCCGUCCAAGAAAAGGAAAGAAAAACAUUAUAAAAAACGGGAAACACACACACACACGCUGCAAGAGAAAGCACAACGUGGUUGUUCACUUGUCAGAUAAUAGAUUUGUAGUACUCGUAAGUUGGCGAGAGAGUUUACUACAAUAAAAUAAAAUCUCUCUCUCUCUCUCUCUCUCUCUCUCUGAUUCUACUUCCAGUAUUUCUCUGUUAUGUAAUUGUUUUAAGCUUGUUUAUUCAGUAAAUUCAGGAAAAUUUUGGUUCUGGGUGUCAUAUUUUGUGUCCAAUUAUGGACUCUGCUGAAGGGAAAUCCUUAACCAACAAAAAUGAUGAGGGCUUUCCCAAGAACAACAGCUCUGUUAGUUUAUCACCUCCUCAAGCCCCAAAGGCUGGAGAUUUGAGUGAAAUAACUGAGGAAUCAUCAAGCAGUAAGCAAGAGCGGGGAGAAGAGCUGAUUUUAAAGAUACCCAAGGCAAUGAUCGAGGGAUCCAUGGAGGAUUCGAUGACAAUAAACAUGCCUCUUUCACCUGCUCCAACUCCCAAAAGAGUAAAUUUUUCCCCAUUACCCAGCCCUAACCGACUUAGAUUCAUUGGAUCUCCAGGCCCUUCGUCAUCCAAAGGAAAAUCAGCCAUGAAAAAUUUCCUUCCCAAACUGAACUUCAAAUUCCGGAAUACAAACUCGGAGAUAGAAAAAGAUGCCAUGCUAGCACUGGGUGCUUCCCCUGAGAUGCGUGGGAAGAUAUCAAUAGCUAGAACAUUCUCUCUUACGAAGAUUUUCACACCCAAGAUGAAGAGGACAUCAUCCUUACCAGCUACGCCUAUUUUGCACUCAAAUCCGGAGUCAGCUCAUGGAGGAAUUGCCAACAUUGAAGCUGAUGUACCUAAAGGUGGGUACCAGCUACCAAUGCAUCGUUCCUUGUCAGUUCCUGUCCUCAACAAAGAUGGAAGCCUGAAACAGAUGGACUAUUUAGGUGGUAUUUAUCGUGUGAUUCCUACUACUCCAAGACCAACAGAGCAGAUUGCUGCAACAUCAAUACCUAGUGUAGCAAUUGAUAUAGGUAUGAACAAUAACUAUACCAAAGACAUCCCUCAAGAAGAAGCUGUUUGUAGAAUCUGCUUGGUUGAACUUGGUGAGUGCUCAGACACCCUGAAGAUGGAAUGCAGCUGUAAAGGUGAACUUGCACUAGCCCAUCAGGAAUGUGCAGUUAAAUGGUUUAGCAUAAAAGGCAACAAGACUUGUGAUGUCUGCAAGCAAGAGGUCAAGAACUUACCUGUCACACUUUUAAGAAUCCAAAAUGUUCAAACUCGAGGACAUGGAGCUCGUCAGCCUGAAGUAACUCGGUACAGGGUUUGGCAGGACGUUCCCGUGCUUGUUAUCGUUAGCAUGCUUGCGUAUUUUUGUUUCCUGGAGCAACUUUUGGUUGCGAAAAUGGGAUCCAGUGCAAUUGCCAUAUCUUUGCCCUUUUCUUGCAUAUUAGGUCUCCUUGCAUCUAUGACAUCAACUACUAUGGUAAGGAAGAGAUACGCAUGGAUAUAUGCAACAAUUCAGUUUGCGCUGGUGGUUCUUUUUGCACAUAUUUUUUACUCGGUGCUUCACGUGCAAGCAGUUCUAUCUGUUCUUCUUGCAACAUUUGCUGGUUUUGGAGGUGCAAUGUGUGGAACUUCCAUUCUUUUCGAGAUUCUUAAGUGGAGAAGAACAUGGAAUGCUUGGUCAAAUACCGAAGGUGAUUCUGCACAGACGAACCAAGCUUCAGAGACCAUUGAUGCUGGCCAAACAGGUUUACAACUACCCCAAAGUGAAGCACAGAAUCAAGGGAGUGGUCAUGGCAGCUGACGCCAGGGAAUAACCACAUCUUAGUGAAACCAAAACAAGAAAAUUUACAGUUGUACAGAAGUAUUCCUGUUACAGAAUAGUUAUUCUACUUGUAGCAAUUGUCGCUACAUCUUGUGUUGGCAUUCUCAUGUUGACACAUAGAGUCAUCAAAUUCUGAUUCUGCCUGGCGAAGAGGCCAGCACGAGUUGUCCAGUUAAAAGAAGGGGCGUAGUAAAAAUCACUGUGAAUAUUAUCUGUACCUUUGGACGUCUUCAUUCCUGAUUGGUUGUGUUUCUUCUUCCAUUGCCUUCUUAAUGUUUGAAGAGUGUGAAGUAUAUUAUUGUAUGUAGAAAGUAACAUGAAUAUAUGCAAAUUGAGUAA